Molecule: messenger RNA, 5504 nt
Organism: Coregonus clupeaformis (lake whitefish)
Lineage: Eukaryota; Metazoa; Chordata; Actinopteri; Salmoniformes; Salmonidae
Product: recombining binding protein suppressor of hairless
Exons: 11
Coding region: 137-1558 (473 amino acids)
Biological process (GO): regulation of transcription by RNA polymerase II; Notch signaling pathway
Cellular component (GO): MAML1-RBP-Jkappa- ICN1 complex; nucleus
Molecular function (GO): RNA polymerase II cis-regulatory region sequence-specific DNA binding; DNA-binding transcription activator activity, RNA polymerase II-specific
Source: RefSeq, a predicted model, not a curated record
CUCCUCCUCUUUCUACUCUCGUUUUUAUUUUCCACCCUCCGGGUUCUGUUCGUUCUGUUGUCCCGGUGGCGUUGGGAGGAGGUUGGGAUCUCGCGAUUGUUGGAAAAACAAUUUUUUCUUCCAGUUACAGUCGAAAAUGGCGCCCGUUGUGACGGGGAGGUUUGGUGAGCGAGCUCCACCGCAGCGCCUAACAAGAGAGGCUAUGAGAAACUACCUGAAGGAGAGGGGAGACCAGACCGUACUCAUCCUACACGCUAAAGUUGCACAGAAGUCUUACGGCAAUGAGAAGAGGUUUUUCUGCCCCCCUCCCUGUGUCUACCUGAUGGGCUGUGGCUGGAAGAAGAAGACGGAGGAGAUGGAGAGAGAGGGCUGUUCAGAGCAAGAGGCCCAGCCCUGUGCCUUUAUAGGGAUAGGAAACAGUGAACAGGAGAUGCAGCAGCUCAACAUAGAGGGGAAGGACUUCUGCACAGCUAAGACUCUAUACAUCAGUGACAGUGACAAGCGUAAACACUUCAUGCUGUCAGUCAAGAUGUUCUAUGGUAACAGUACAGACAUAGGAGUCUUCCUUAGUAAGAGGAUCAAGGUUAUCUCUAAACCCUCCAAGAAGAAACAGUCCCUGAAGAAUGCUGACCUUUGUAUAGCAUCAGGGACCAAGGUUGCGUUGUUUAACCGGUUGCGUUCUCAGACAGUCAGUACACGAUAUCUACACGUAGAGGGAGGGAACUUCCAUGCCAGUUCACAACAGUGGGGAGCCUUCUACAUACACCUCUUGGAGGAGGAGGAGCCAGAAGGGGAGGAGUUUGCAGUGAGGGAUGGAUACAUCCACUAUGGUCAGACUGUCAAACUGGUCUGUUCUGUCACUGGCAUGGCACUGCCUAGACUGGUGAUCCGUAAGGUGGACAAGCAGACAGCGUUGAUGGAUGCAGACGACCCGGUGUCCCAGCUCCACAAGUGUGCCUUCUACCUGAAAGACACAGAGAGGAUGUACCUCUGUCUCUCACAGGAGAGAAUCAUUCAGUUCCAGGCCACGCCCUGCCCCAAAGAGACCAGUAAGGAGAUGAUAAACGAUGGAGCUUCCUGGACCAUCAUCAGUACAGACAAGGCAGAGUACACCUUCUACCAGGGGAUGGGUCCUGUCCCCUGUCCUGUUACACCUGUUCCUGUGGUGGAGAGUCUACAGUUGAAUGGUGGAGGUGAUGUGGCCAUGCUGGAGUUGACAGGACAGAACUUCGCCCCAGAUCUCAGAGUCUGGUUUGGAGAUGUAGAGGCUGACACUAUGUACAGGUGUGGCGAGAGCGUGCUCUGCGUGGUGCCUGACAUAUCUGCCUUCAGAGAGGGGUGGCGCUGGGUCCGUCAGCCCGUCCAGGUCCCCGUCACGUUGGUCCGCAACGACGGAGUCAUCUACUCCACGGCCCUGACCUUCACCUAUACCCCAGAACCAGGGCCUCGCCCUCACUGCAGCGCUGCCGGCGCCAUCCUCCAGACCCACAGUCACAGUGUCUCCUCCUCCUCUUCCUCACCUUCCUCUUCCUCAGGGAGUCUGGGGACGGGGGGUUAGGGGAAGGACAGGCUGGGUAUGGGAUUGGCCAAGGGGCAGGGUCAACCAAUAGCGUGGGGUCGUUGUCCGGUUCAUCAGUGAUGUCAGUUUCGUCAUAGCAGAGGGGAGGUGUGGUGGGGGGGGAGUGUGUGUGUGUGUGUGAGGCUUAUGGACCUGCGUUUGAAACACACACGCUCUCUCGCUCAAGGACUCUUUGGAAAGAGAGCGAUUGAGUUGAGGAGGGGAAGAGAAGGAGGGGGAAAAAGAGAGGAGGUUCUGAUAAAAGACAAAGACAUGGAAGGAGGGGAUCCUUUCUCUCUGGCCCCCCCGUGUGGUCGUUUGUGGACAUGACACUGCAGCCUGGUUCAUCCAGUUUGGGAGAGGUUUCACCUCAAAGGGUGAGACAAUAACUAAGUGCCCUUUUUUAUACAUUUGUUGGAGAACAGCUUUUUCUUUUGUUUUUUUUCCCCACACGUUAUUUUCUACAAAGUUUUUAUUUGUUACCAGAACAAAGGGCUCGGUAAUGAUUGAGGUAUCACUCGUGCGCAUGGGAAGUUUUGCAGAGAAACUUUAUUAUUAAAGUUUGCGCGAAAACUUUUUAUUAUAGUAACAUAGUUUUUACGGACCAAGGAAUAUUAUUAUUAUAUUAUUAUUGUAUUCUUUAUGAUAUUUUAUAAGCUUUAGCCGAGGUACAUUUUCAAAUGUUUUGUAUUAUAACGUUUUAGUAAGGACAGUUUUUGUUACCAAAUAGUUGUUUUUUUUUCCCAUUUGAGAGUGUUAACUCUGAGGAGAUUGGGUAACGUGAUGCAGACUGCGUCUCAAUCGUCUAAACUGGAUUCCUCCCUUUCCUUUAAAACGUAUUAUUGUGAAGCGACCUCGGGGUGCUUCUGCAAGUCUUUAAAGUCUUGGAAAGGUCAGGGUUGUAGUCAUCUGAAGAGGGCAAACACUAAGAGUUGGAACAAGUGAAAGCAAACUCGCACUAGGCUAUCUCUAUCUACCCCAUCUCUUUCACCUUCUCUGUCCUGACAGAUCAGUCCAGAUGAAGGAGAGGAAACGAGACAUCUCUUUCACCUUCUCUGUCCUGACAGAUCAGUCCAGAUGAAGGAGAGGAAACAAGACCAUCUCUUUCACCUUCUCUGUCCUGACAGAUCAGUCCAGAUGAAGGAGAGGAAACGAGACAUCUCUUUCACCUUCUCUGUCCUGACAGAUCAGUCCAGAUGAAGGAGAGGAAACGAGACCAUCUCUUUCACCUUCUCUGUCCUGACAGAUCAGUCCAGAUGAAGGAGAGGAAACGAGACUAGGGGUAAAGGGAGGAAGGGAAGCCAUUUUAGACUGUUGAGACGCAACCCCGUAAUCUCUGCCACUUUCUAUAGCAACUUCAAAUCUUCAUUGCCAAUCGCCUUAAUCGGUCAGUCUCUCACCAGACCUUUUAGGGGGGGAAAUAAUAAUUUUUUGUAUGUUGCGUGUAUUAUGUUAUUGUCGUUUUCUAAAACUGUCUAAAAGAGUGUUUGGUAGACACUCAACAAGCCAAGGCCUGGGAAUGUUUAAUCAUGUCGUUUGGCAGCGUCUCAAAUGACCCCCGAUUUCCCAAAUAGUGCACUACUUUAGACCAGGGCCCUCCUAUGUAAAGCACUGCACUAUAUAGGGAUUGGAGUGCCAUUUUGGGUCGCGGACGUUGUGUUUUUACACUAUCGUUCAGCCUCAAUCCCAAAUCGGCUCCUAGCACCUUGUCACCUAGUAGACAUUUGUUUGAUUCUGAGAGGAUUAACAAUAUGGUAAUCACCCCUCUAGCCUUAUAGGCUUAGGUUAAUUUAUGCCAUUUUGCUUACUUAGUGCAUACUAUCUAGGGGCCAUUUGUUUACCUAGUGCACACUAUCUAGGGGGCUAGGGAUUGGUUUGGGACUGGGCAGAAGUCUGGGAAGAAGAGCUUUAAAAACGCCACCACUGCCUUUUAGCCUGCAACACUUCCAACCAGCUCCCCCUCUCCCCAUCUAUGUAAUGAAGCCGUAGCAUCAAACAGAAAUCCCUUGCGUUGCUAAGCUGAUAGCCCCACUACACUGUAAAUUCAUUAGCCAAGGCUCCAUUGGAGUUAAAUUGGCUAAGCUAAUGGCUAAUGCUACAAUGUAAUUAUAUAUUAGUGAAGCUAAGCUCAAGCUAAUGCUACUAUGUAGUUCUAUUAGUGAUGCUAAGCUAACUCUACGCUACAAUGUAAUUCUAGCAUUGAAGCUAAGCUAAUGCUAAAAUAUAAUUAACGUCACUUUGGCUAUAGCUAAACUUAAUUGAAAUCACGUUGCCUUUAAAAACCACUACCUAGCAGAGACUGUUCUCUCUAGCCACUGUCUUUCUUCUCACAAAGUAGCCUUUUGUAGCUAAAGCAUUACACACGUCACGUAUUAGGUCCGAUAGCUAGCCUACUAGUUGGUGUUUUAUAUUCUGUUCAUCGUGAGGGAAUCAUUUUUGGAUUUUCAGCAAUUACAGUACACAACUACAAUGUUUCGCACUGUAGAAAACUUUUUUUAUUGAAAUGAUCGCCAAAAUGUGUCCAACUUCUUGGGGGUCUGGUCUGUGGACCUGGAGCUACCUGUCAUUGGUGCUGUACUACAUUGAAAGGGAUGGUUGCUCUGUUACUAUGGGAACAGGUUAUUAUAACACAUACUGUAAAGCAACUGGGUCUAACUGAUUUUAUUUUGUGUUGUAACAAUGUUUUUUUUUUUUUUUUUUUUUACCGUUAUUCGUCUUGGAUCAAUUCUCGUAGUGCUAUUGUUUCUGGUAUUAUUCAUUGAUAAAACCCAGUGGAAGUUAUUAGUUGGCCACCGGUUGUCAAGUACAGGUCACCAGUUUUUGGCUUUCUUGGAAGAAAUUCUCUUUGGUCUGCUUUAAUUGUGGUGCCUUGUACCUUCACUGAGCAAGUAAGAGGAACAAUAUGACUGUUCUCAAAUCUGUGGUCCCCACUCAAACCCUAACCAGUAUAAGCUACACAACUACAAACUGGCCUGGGAUCAUUUCUUACAUGAUGAUCUGUCCUCCUUCAUAUUGGUGUCUCUCUUGGGUCGUAUUCACUAGGAAACUAAACGGAAUCAAACGGGCAGGCAACUACCUGAACUUGUCUAAUAAGAAACGCUUGUUUUAGUUCUCCGUUGCCAAACGUUCUGCGACGGUGUGCAGAACGUUUACAGCUAAACCACUCAUAUUGCCUUAGCUAAGCCCGUGAGCCAUCUCUGGUUCUGGUGGGCCAUAGUGUUGAUGCAGGCUUUUGUUCCAGCUCAAACGCACCUGAUUUUUUAAUCUAGCCUACUCAUGGUCAACAAAUCAAUUCAAGACCAGGAUUAGUUUAUUAAUUUGUGUUAGAGCUGGGUCGGGACAAAAACCUGCACACGCAACUCCCAACACGGUAGUUGUGGACCACGGCCGAAUCUAUUGUAUAGAUGAACCUUACACAGAAAUGGCACCACCCUGUGGUUCUCUGGGUAGGAGACACAGAUCUGAUGCCUAAUUCACACUAAAUGGAGACGUGACCAGACCAGUCCAGUACAGCUCGGUUUGGCCCUAUAGUGUGAAUCAAGUGUUUGCUACUCCUGAGAACUGAAACGAUAACCAUACUCUGUAACAUGCCAAAUGAAUCAACUUUUCCUGUUGUAACUUUUAGUGGCUGCAUCUGAAAUGGCACCCUAUUCCCUAAAUAGGUCACUACCUACAGGCCCUGGUCAAAGGUAGCACUAUCUAGGGAAUAGGGUCCCAGUUCAGACACAGCCAGUGUUUUACAUGCUUUUGGACCUCGACGACGGGCAGCUUUUUACACCACAUAAAAGGUACAACAAAAUAAAGAAAAUACAUUGAGGUUUUCUUUCUCUGAAUUAAAGGUAUUUGUAUCUCUCUCUCUUUAGCUCUCUUGGUUGAGAGCGUCACUCUCUAAAAGGCAGGUCUGACAGUGUUGGCAAAAGAAAAAAGAAAUAAAAUGUAAAGUUUG